Molecule: messenger RNA, 216 nt
Organism: Dentiscutata erythropus
Lineage: Eukaryota; Fungi; Glomeromycota; Glomeromycetes; Diversisporales; Gigasporaceae
Source: the annotation of a GenBank genome assembly
CCAAACAUCCUUUACCCGAAGACCCUACCAAAUUGCAUAAAGAAACAAUAGCAGAACUUCCAAAAGUAAACUUUUCACUCCGAAACAACAUAUACUUAAUGGAAGUAUUACAAGUAUUGCACAAAUGGUACGACUUUGACUUUUUGCCAAUUGAAUACUAUUGUUCAAAAGAACCAUUACUACAAAAUUUCAUCAACCUAAGAGAUAAACUCUUAU